Messenger RNA from Aspergillus heteromorphus CBS 117.55, 1373 nucleotides. RefSeq names its product GNAT family N-acetyltransferase. Bases 199 to 1134 code for a protein of 311 amino acids. Gene Ontology annotation, molecular function: acyltransferase activity, transferring groups other than amino-acyl groups. The transcript has a single exon. Lineage: Eukaryota; Fungi; Ascomycota; Eurotiomycetes; Eurotiales; Aspergillaceae. The record is from RefSeq and is a predicted model, not a curated record.
CCACCACCCACUCUCUGCAAAUAUUCUCAAGUAAGCCAAGCCCCAUCUAUCAUCUAUUCUGCAUAACCAAUCCAACCAUCUAAUUCCUCCCGUCUCAGCUCCAGCUCCAUCUUCAUCCCCAGCCCAAUCAACCUGGUCACCCACCCCAUUCAUCUAUAUCCCCACCACCACCACCAAACCCAAAACCCAGAACCAAAAAUGCCACCAACCCCCAAACCAACCUUCACAACCCUCCCCCUCCCACCACCAGGUUCCAUCCCCCUCACCCUCCCAACGGCAUCAACCCCACACCCCCCCUCCAACCCGCCCUUCCACAACGACGCCCUCACUAUCCGCCGCGAAGUCUUCAUCGACGAGCAGCACUGCACGCCGGAGGGAGAAAUCGACGAGGACGAGGGACGCAGCUGGUCGUGGGUUGUUUAUGUUGAGGAGGGAUCUACUGGUACUGGCACCGGUACCGGUAGCACCAACACCAACACCACCACCAACACCACCACCACCACACCCAGCACUAGCAGCGGCAGCAGCACCAACACCACCAUCACCACCUCACCCAGUACUAGCAGCACUAGCAGCACCAGCAGCACCAGCAGCAGCACCAACGAGUCGCCCACCAUGAAAGAAGAAAAAGAUCUUCCCCUCCCCCUCCCCCUCCCCCUCCCCAUCCCCAUCGCAACAAUCCGGCUCGUCCCACCCCCUCACGGCACGCAUCCCACUCCCGACCUAGCCACCCCCCCGGCAGGCCUCAACCCAGCCGACUACAUCCCGGAGAGCAAAUCCCACGAACCAUACAUAAAGCUCACCCGCGUGGCAGUGCGAAAGCCGUGGCGGGGACACGGACUCGGCCGACGACUGGUGGAGGAGGCGCUGGGGUGGGCGGCGAGGAAUCCGAGGGAGAUACAGAUGGCGGGGAGACGGGGUGGUGCGGGUGGGUUAGUUGGUCAGAAGGGGACGGGGCCGGGGCUGGAAGGGGAAGCAGAGUGGAAGGGGCUGGUGCUGGUGCAUGCGCAGACGAGCGUGGAGGGGAUGUAUGCGCGAUUGGGGUUUGAGACGGAUGAGGCGCUGGGGAGGUGGGAUGAGGAGGGGAUUGAGCAUUUGGGGAUGUGGAGAAGGGUUUCUGUUCUUUCUUCUUAGAUUUUUUUGUCGGAUGUCGGAUAGAUGAGGUGUGUGCGUGAGGUGGAUGGAUUAUGGAUUAAUGGGUAGAUGGGUGGAUAGAAAAAAGUGGAUAGAUGGGGGUGUAUGUGAGGAUGCCGAAGAGUGUCUGUCUGAUGGGAGAAGAUGAUGGAUGAUGAAUACUCCCGCAUGUUGAAUGGGAUACAGCGAUAGACACACCGUAAAACUAAAAUCUACAGGGUACAAAGACUAAUAGAUAC